Molecule: messenger RNA, 1797 nt
Organism: Panicum hallii
Lineage: Eukaryota; Viridiplantae; Streptophyta; Magnoliopsida; Poales; Poaceae
Product: cytochrome P450 72A13-like
Exons: 5
Coding region: 62-1651 (529 amino acids)
Molecular function (GO): oxidoreductase activity, acting on paired donors, with incorporation or reduction of molecular oxygen; monooxygenase activity; heme binding
Source: RefSeq, a predicted model, not a curated record
GCCAAACUACACAGCUGCGGACUUGUGGUCACGCAGCGUACCGCUAGAAAGGAUCGGAGCCAUGGACGACGCCGUCGUAGCAGCAGCUGCGGCAGCGGCGACAUCGCCGUGGAGCCUGCUGCUCCAGGGGCUCCUCGCGCUGCUCGCCGUGUGGGCGGCCUACCGGGCCGCGGAGAGAUGCUGGCUGCGGCCGCGGCGCCUCGACCGGGCGCUCCGGGCGCAGGGGCUCGGCGGCACCGGGUACCGCUUCCCGGCGGGCGACCUCAAGGAGAACGCCCGGCUGAACGAGGAGGCGCGCUCCAGGCCCAUGCCGCUGUGCCAUGACGUCAUCCCCCGCAUCGCGCCGCACCUCCUCAACACUGUCCAGGAGCAUGGCAAUAUUUGCAUCACCUGGUUUGGCCCAAUCCCCAGGGUGAUAAUCGCGGAGGCAGAGCUAGUCAGAGACAUCCUAUCAAACAAGUUUGGUCACUUCCAGAAGUUCACUAACAAGCGUAUGGGGAAAUUGCUCGCCCAUGGGCUUGCGAGUCAUGAGGGCGAGAAAUGGGCAAAACACAGAAGGAUCCUCAACCCAGCAUUCCAUGUGGAAAAGCUCAAGCGCAUGCUGCCGGCGUUCUCGACGUGCUGCACCGAGCUGAUAGGUCGCUGGGAGAGAGAGCUCGCUGAUGGUUCCGACGGAUCAUAUGAAGUGGACAUCUGGCCGGAGUUUCAGAACCUCACCGGAGACGUGAUCUCCCGCACGGCGUUCGGCAGCAGCUUCAUGGAAGGGCGGAGGAUCUUCCAGCUUCAGGGAGAGCAAGCGGAGCGACUCAUCAAGGCCUUCCAGUACAUCUACAUCCCAGGCUUCCUGUUCUUGCCGACGCAGAACAACCUGAGGAUGAAGGAGAUCAACGGGGAGAUCGAAGGGAUUCUGAGGGGAAUGAUCGAGAAGAGGGAGCGCGCGAUCGAGAAUGGCGAGGCCAGCGGCAACGACCUGCUCGGCCUGCUGCUGCAGUCCAACAUGGACAGCGGGACAGGCAGCCUGAGGAUGAGCACCGAGGACGUGAUCGAGGAGUGCAAGCUCUUCUACUUCGCGGGGAUGGAGACCACGUCGGUGCUGCUCACCUGGACGCUCGUCGUCCUCAGCAUGCACCCCGAGUGGCAGCACCGCGCCAGGGAGGAGGUCCUCACCGUGUUCGGCAGGGACGACAGGCCCAAUUUCGACGGCCUCAGUCGACUCAAAACGGUGACGAUGAUACUGUACGAGGUGCUGAGGCUGUACCCGCCGGCGGUCUCGCUGAACCGGAGGACAUUCAAAGACAUGACGAUUGGUGGCGUCACAUACCCCGCAGGGGUGAUCCUCGAGCUUCCCAUCAUCGUGGUUCACCACAACCCCGACGUGUGGGGGAAGGACGCGCGUGAGUUCAGGCCGGAGAGGUUCGCCGAGGGGAUCUCGAAGGCGACCAAGGACGAGCAGCCGGCGUUCUUCCCGUUCGGGUGGGGGCCGAGGAUCUGCAUCGGCCAGAACUUCGCGCUGCUCGAGGCCAAGAUGGCGCUGAGCAUGAUCCUUCAGCGGUUUGAGUUCCAACUGUCGCCUUCCUACACGCAUGCGCCGUACACCGUCAUCACGCUGCAUCCUCAGCACGGCGCGCCAAUUAUAGUCAACAAGAUCUGAUCGUUGAGUAUGCGUGCCAUAGUGCAAAAACUUGUGUGAGUAGUAGGGAGUUUUGUGUAUCUGAACUUUGAGUUAUGCUUCCUGUAAACCUCCUGGUCGAUAUAUAGUCCAAGCAAAUAAUGAAUUACCUCGUUCUUUGCUAGCAA